AUCCGGACUUGAGGCCUGACGCCGGCCCUGUCACCUGUGGGUUUGGUUCAGCUCCGGGAAGGCGCCGGCGCCUCCCUCAAUGGAAAUCUGAAUAUCCGUGGUGGUGGGCUGCGGUCAGCUGCUUGUAGGUCCCCCACUUUGGGUUCUGCUGGGGAACUGCUCCCGGAUGCUUUGGGAGACUUGCUUUUCCCUUCCUGUGGAGAGAGUUUCUCGGACUUUACAACUAGCUCCGCAGCAGGAGGAAGGACCCGGUGGAGGUGAGCUCUUACUGGCUGUGACAGCUGAAGGCUGCUGCCAACACAGGGCUAAGGAAAGCCCCUGCUCCCUCCUGUCGCCAAGACAGCCAAGAAGACCUGUUCAGUCAAUCUCUUUUCCUCUCUAUCUGAUUUUCAUCUAACAUGAGGAGUGCUCUGCAGGCUGUGGCCCUCUGGGGAAGAAAAGCUCCUCCCCACAGCAUCACGGCUAUCAUGAUCACAGAUGACCAGCGAACCAUAGUGACCGGGAGUCAAGAGGGCCAGCUCUGUCUCUGGAGCCUCUCGCCUGAACUGAAGAUUUCCGCUAAAGAACUUCUCUUUGGUCAUUCUGCUUCGGUGACAUGUUUGGCAAGAGCAAGAGACUUCUCCAAACAACCCUAUGUCGUGAGUGCUGCUGAGAAUGGGGAGAUGUGUCUGUGGGAUGUGAGCAGUGGCCAGUGUGUGGAGAAGACCACCCUUCCUUACAGGCAUACUGCCAUCUGCUACUACCACUGCUCCUUCCGGAUGACUGGCGAGGGCUGGCUGCUGUGCUGUGGGGAGUAUCAAGACGUUCUCGUCCUCGAUGCUGGGACUCUGGCCGUCCUGCACACCUUUUCCUCUUCACAGUCUCCCGAUUGGAUGAAAUGCAUGUGCAUUGUUCACUCUGUGAGGAUUCAAGAAGAUUCUCUCUUGGUUGUAUCGGUAACCGGUGAGCUCAAAGUGUGGGACCUCUCUUCGUCCAUCAACAGCAUUCAGGAGAAGCAAGAUGUCUAUGAAAAAGAAUCCAAGUUUCUUGACUCCUUCAACUGUCAGACAAUACGCUUUUGCACGUACACAGAGAGACUCCUGUUGGUGGUGUUUUCUAAGUGUUGGAAGAUUUAUGACUAUUGUGACUUUUCCCUUCUGUGGACUGAAGUUAGUAGAGACGGGCAAUUCUUUGCUGGGGGAGAGGUGCUGGCUGCCCACAGGAUCCUUGUUUGGACAGAAGACGGUCACAGUUAUAUCUAUCAGCUGUUGAACAGUGGGCUUUCCAAAUGCAUGUGCCCCGCCGAUGGAGGCGUCCUGAAGGGGACCGUCUACCCUCACUUACUCUGCUCCACUUCUGUGGAGGAAAAUAAGAGCCUGCAUUUCGUCAUGGGCUACAUGAAUGAACGGAAAGAACCUUUUUACAAGGUACUUUUCUCUGGAGAAGUCUCAGGAAGAAUCACGUUGUGGCAUAUCCCAGAUGUUCCUAUAUCUAAGUUUGAUGGUUCUCCUAGAGAAAUACCAAUAACUACCACCUGGACUCUUCAGGAUAACUUUGAUAAGCAUCAAAUGGUGUCACAGAGCAUCGCAGACCAUUUCUCUGGGUCCAGAGAUGAGGUGGGAGAGACAGUCACCAUCACCUCAUCAGAGUACGUUCCAAAUCUUGAUAAACUCAUCUGUGGCUGUGAGGAUGGGACCAUUUUCAUAACUAAGGCUCUGAAUGCUGCCAAAGCUGGACUUCUAGAAGGGGGCUCUUUAUUGAAAGAUUCCCCGUGCCACACCCUUCUCAGAGGUCAUCGCCACAGUGUGACUUCAUUACUUUACCCUCACAGUCUUGCUUCAAAAUUAGACCAAAGUUGGAUGGUGUCUGGAGAUCGGGGCUCCUAUGUGAUCCUGUGGGAUAUUUUUACUGAGGAAAUUCUGCACACAUUCUUUUUGGAAGCUGGUCCAGUAACAAGACUUUUGAUGUCACCAGAGAACUUGAAACGAAGCGAUGGUCAGAUCCUCUGCUGUGUGUGUGGUGACCAUUCUGUUGCUCUCCUUCACCUGGAAGGGAGACGGUGCCUCCUGCGUGCCCGGAAGCACCUUUUCCCUGUGAGGACGAUCAGAUGGCACCCAGUCGAGAACUUUCUCAUUGUUGGUUGUACAGAUGACUCUGUCUACAUCUGGGAAAUUGAAACAGGCACAUUGGAAAGGCAUGAGACAGGAGAAAGAGCAAGGAUUAUUCUCAACUGCGGCGAUGAUGCGCAGCUUGUCAGAUCUGAGCCUACGCUGUCAGUGGCCUCAGAGACACACAAGCACAAAAGUGUAGAGCAGAAGUCAUCCAACUCCCACCUGCCUGGGCCAGUCCCCUGCCCUGGUCUGCAGCUGGAGUCCUCAUGUCAGGUUGCUGAUGCCUCAUCAGUCCCAAGACCUUUUAAUGUCUUGCCUGUGAAAACAAAAUGGAGUCACGUUGGCUUCCAUGUUCUCCUGUUUGAUCUGGAAAAUCUUGUUGAACUACUGCUGCCCACUCCCCUAAGUGAUGUUGACCCUUCUGGCUCAUUCUAUGGAAGUGACAUCUUGAGGAGAGCCAAGAGCACAGUAGAGAAGAAGACGCUGACAAUAAGAAGAAACAAAGCAUCAUGUACCUCUCUCCAGGCAGAGGCACAAGCCAAGUCCAGUGGAGAGACCCUGCUUCCCGGAGACAGCACCUGUAAAUUCUCAGAGGAGAGCAAUGGCAUUAAAAGACAAAAGAAAAUGAAGAGUUCCAAAAAGGCACGUCCUAAGCCAUCCAGGAAGGUUGAUGCCAGUCUCACAAUAGACAUGGCGAAAUUGUUUCUGUCUUGCAUUUUGCCGUGGGGAGUGGAUAAAGAGUUAGACAGCCUCUGCACCAGGCAUCUCAGCAUCUUAAAGCUGCAGGGCCCUGUGUCUUUGGGACUGGCCUCCAAUGAAGACCUCUUCUCGCUGAUGCUGCCCGGGUGGGAUGCAUGCAAUACUGAAAUGAAGGAGUACUCAGGAGUAAAUCUGUGCUCCAGAAAAGUGUUGGACUUGUCAAAUAAAUAUACAACCGCUCUUCUGAACCAGACUGGAAUUCCCAGAAGCCUGGAAAAUCACUGUGAUGCUUUGCAACAAUCCGAUGCUAUAGUGUAUUUACUGAGCAGACUCUUUUUAGUUAAUAAGUUAGUUAAUAUGCCUUUGGAUUUAGCCUGUGAAACUGACAGACCCUUCAAAAUGGAGUCUGUACACAAUAAGGUGAGAUUCCCUGGAAGUGACAUCUUGAAUCUGUCAAGCUUCUAUGGUCACCUAAAAAAUGGUAGACAUGAGUGUCACACACCUGAGGCUGACCUUUCUCUUUUGAAGCUAAUCUCCUGCUGGAGGGACCAAUCUGUACAGGUAACUGAAGCAAUACAAGCUGCCCUCUUGGCUGAAGUUCAGCAGCACAUGAAGAGUCUGAGAGACACACCAGUCAGGAGCCAACCAGAUCCAGUGGCCGAGCACAGCAUUUGUGAGAGGGUGCAGACCUCGGCCAAGGUGGAGCAGGCCGAAGAAUUAGAGCUACAGUGUGUGGGAACGUCUUCACCUCUGAAAACUUCAGUCAGUUCGGUCAAGCAAGGCAAUGACUUGAACUCGGCAAACUUCCAAGAUACAGAGGACAUUCUUGACAGAUGUGUCUUGGAAGAGUCGGAGAGUGCAGGUCAGCCAAGACAUCGUCCAUGGAUAGCGAAGGUGUGCUCCUGCAGGAUGUGCUAGAUGGAUGGAGUCCCGAAAAAGGAAUUCAAUCUGAAUUAACAGAGAUGCACAAGCACACUAUCUCUUUACCAUCAAAUAAAAGCAACGUUGUCAUUGGUCUGUAGCAGAUUCGCUAAUAUCUCAGCCAAAGUCUAUUAAAAAUGUUACCACUGAUUGAGGAUAUCCAAAUCCUAAUUCAAAGCAAUGAUUGUCUAAGCGAGUCUCCUUCCUCCUCCUUAUUUUCUGUCAAUAUUUGCAACAAAGAACGCCAGCCCACAGGCAUAGAUUUAACACCAUUUCAGAUCUUCAUCUUCUCAGCUUCUGAAUUGCAAGAGCCAAAGGAAUUCACAAGACUCUCAAUUCACGGUUGCUUCAAGGUAUUUAACCCAAAGUGUUACCGAUUUUGCCAUGUUGAGUUAGGACAUAUUGUUCUAGUGGGUGCUUCGACUCAGACCAGGCCCUGCAGAUCUCAUCCUUAAACAUGAAAUGUCCUUUAGUCAAUCUUUGACACCCAGGAUCUAGCCUCGUGAGGUCCAAUCAGCAUGGAACUCUAAUGACACAAUGGCGAAUGUCUUUAAUUAAAUCUUAUUAGCCUCAUAGACCUGACCUGGGGGGAGGGGAUCCCACUUACAACACAGCAGGGCUCACUCUUUUGUUAGUAUAAACAUCCGCAGUUCUUUUCCCAGAGAGAAGCUGGGCUAGCAGGAAUUCUAAAACUAAAAUAUGCAAAGCAGCAUCCACAGACAGGAUGAAAAGCACUCACCUGUUAAAGCAAUUUGGAUAAUGUGCUGUGAUUUUUAUUGAGUGCUUAAUUUAUAGAAAACUAUCAAAGAUUAUUAAAGUAUAUUUAAAUGAAUAGAAAUAUGCCCUGAUCCAUAGAACGAUGGAAUUAAAGAUAUAUGAUAUGUACACGUAUGUAUAUGUGCAUACAGGUAUAUACACAUAUGUAUGUGUGUGUGUUGUUCAUAUAAUUUCAUACGAUUUUAAUUCUGCUUUUCUGAGCAUCAGCCUCAGAUCCUGUGUUAGGAUUCAGCAAUCAGGGGGAAGGAGAGAUUCAAAAGGAGAAAUACAUCUUCGAACUGACUUGCCCUGUAACCUUUGGGACUUAAAAUUAAUUAUUGAGUUGGAAGAAUACAUCUAAUAUGAAUAUCAAAACCUGUAAUGCCUUCAAAGUAGAUGAAAAUAAUCCUUCAUGUUUCCUAAAAUAGCAGGUCUUUGCAUGAAGUCAAUUUUGAUUUGUACUUAAACUGUAAUAUGUUGUUAACAGUAAUAACCAUGGAAACCAUUAUCUUCUGAACACGUUACCUGUUUGGAUAUGGCUAUAAGUUAUCUGAAGCAAGUUAGAAACAAGUCAGGCAGUGGGAUAGAUUGUGGUUUUCAAGGCCAUCACAAGCAUUUUGUGUGGCGAAAUAUUAAAUAAGUGUAUGUCUUCUAAUGGAAAAUUUUAAUAGUUAAACCCAAGUACAUAUUCUAAGUCUGGUCUGUUUAUUAAAAGUGAGUUUUAUUAAUUUCAUUGAUAUGACCCAUUAUUCCCCUUACACAAAACAAUAACAACAUAUCUGAAUCGCUGCUGUAUUAGCAUAAUUUCAGAUCUAAAGAAACCAUUAAUAAAUCCUUGACAAAUAUUUCAUGGUGUCAGUAGUGCUGGGAAAUCAGAUAUGGUGGAACCUUUACUUAACUAUCCAGAGUUUUAUGAUUCUAGAUCACCAUAAGUCUGAGGUACUACAAAUUCAUAUUAAAUGGCUUCAUCAUAACUGUUUAUCAUUUUCUAAAAGCCAACACUACUUAAGAACAACAACACAACAACAGAAUGACCCUUUUAAAUCCUAAAAAAGAGAGAGUUAGAACUGGAUGUGCUCCAUCUCAUGCUAGUGCUACUCGAGAUGCAAAUCCAUCCCUGGGUCUGUUUGAAAAUGCUCCCUCUAAGAGCACUGUCUUAUGGCCACAUUUUCAGUGAUUUCUAUUCUAGGAAAAUAGCAAGUUGCCACUUGACUAGUUAUGCUGGUCCACUUAGCACCACACCUCCCCUGUGGUGAAAAGCUGAGAGUCUGUCUUAGGUCUGUCCCUUAGUGAACACUGGAGUACAUUCAAUUGUUUGUACUUGGGGUCUUCCUGUUAUUGUAAUGAAUUGUUAGAUUAAAAAUAAUCUUGCCUCUCUUCUCAGCAAUCAUCUGGUACUAUUUAUGCCUGUGUACACCUAUGUACAGAAAUCUCAUUCAGGCAAAUGCCACAUCUCCAGACAUGCGUGCCAGGACCCUCCCUACACAUUGUGAAGUUGUUCCCAGCGUGGUGCUUUGCCAGUGAUACAGAAGAUGGAGUCUAGAAAGUGCUUGGUGCCGAAAAAGAGGCUGACCCAGUGUGUCCUGGCAGUGUGGGCUCUCAGAACCUCAUUGCCUUGGCCCGUUGUCAGGCUUCCUGGCAGUGCUCAUCCAAAGCUCAUAUAUUGGCUUGUGGAUGGCAAUGCAAACCCUGGAAAACACCCACUAAAAAUCAAACAUGCAGUAUAAUAAACAUACAGCCCCAAGUGUUCCCCCAAUGCUUUAGAAACUAAGCUAAUUUCUGGAACAUGAGAGAUCAGGAAAUGACAAGAAUAGUAGGCAGGAUAUUUCCUCAGGGGCUGGCAUCUGGGGUCAUGUUUAUCUCCUUUGUGUGUCCAAUUUCCUGCAAUUUUAAAAUCCCUUUAGUAUUAUUCAAAUCGAAGUUCUUAGAAACUAUAGCAUUUUUCCUUGAUCAUGAUAAUCUAGUUUUUCAGAAAAUUAAUGUAUAUGCUGUGUAUUUAAACUGGGGUGUCAGAAUAGUUUAAUUCUAAUUGAUCUCAAUCUUCAUUUCACAGAAUGGUGUCUUGUAAUUUUUAAAUUUAAUUUCAUACAGUUUACUUGAUCAGUUAUUUCAAGGCAUUGCCAGACUCUUUUGUCCUCUACAAAAUGGAUUCUAGUGUGUAUUCAAUGUGCUCAAAGUUGCUGUUAACCACAUAGUCUCCCCCUAUGCAAGCAUCUGUACAGUGCUUAGCAUUCAUUAAGGAUUUCCUAAGUUAGCAGUAGUCAAAUUUCGACUCGUUAAAAAUGUCUUAAAUGUUGUCCUCCACACAGUUAAAUGCCAUCCCUGCCACAUUGCAGUGGCUCUUGCCUGGGUCACUUUGGUCAACAAGGAGCUUGCAGACAGCAUGGGGAGUAAAAACAUAAAUAAAAUGACCAGUGUCCAAAGGGAGCCUUGCUGCUGGAGACUCCCUUCUGGCUUCCAUCCCUUGGAUGGAAGGUGGCAGGUGUUAUGUCACCUCCUGACUAGAGCAAGGACCAGGUUGAGCCUGCCCUGCCCAGAAGCUCUCUUACCCUUUUUACACUGGUUCUAACUUCCUCAGACCUCAUCUUGAAAUUUAAGAUAUCAGAUUCCUUUUGUUUUCAGUUCUUUGGAUCUGGUAAAUAUCGCACUAAAAAUAUUUGUAUGAUUAAUUAAAUUUUUUAA
Rattus norvegicus (Norway rat) is the source of this 7148-nucleotide messenger RNA. RefSeq names its product WD repeat domain 72 (gene Wdr72). Lineage: Eukaryota; Metazoa; Chordata; Mammalia; Rodentia; Muridae. Gene Ontology annotation, cellular component: cytoplasm. The record is from RefSeq and is a predicted model, not a curated record.